AUGACGGAGUCGACGUUCGCCGUCGAGGCCUUCUCCAUGGACUCGAUGUCGCCCUCGCCUGGGGCAGAGAUCCCCGGUCUGACCGUCUCGCCGGCUGACACUACCCUCAAGUUCGAGGAUGUCGUGCCCGAGGGCCUGCCCAAGGUCGACACCCCCAAGCCGGCGGAGAAGAAGCCGGUCAAGAAGCGCAAGUCCUGGGGACAGGAGCUGCCGACGCCCAAGACCAACCUCCCGCCCAGAAAACGAGCAAAGACGGAAGACGAAAAGGAACAGCGGCGGAUAGAGCGGGUGCUACGCAACCGUGCCGCCGCCCAGAUCUCCCGUGAGCGCAAGAGACUCGAGAUUGAGAAGCUCGAGGGCGAGAAGCUCAAGAUCGAGCAGCAGAACGAGUUCCUCCUCCGCCGUCUCUCGCAGAUGGAAGCAGAGAACAACCGCCUCAACCAGCAGGUGGCCAAGCUGGCUUCGGAGAUACAGACAUCAAAGUCCAACCCAGGCAGCCCUGCCUCGGUCUCCGUCGGCACAUCAAGCAUCUCUGCAACCCUCGCCGCCUCGACAUCUCCCACCCUGGCGCCCGUCCUGUUCAAGCAGGAGAACGACCUGCUCGACAAGCUGGACGGCAUUCCAUUCACCACCGACUCAACUACAACUACAAUCACCGCCUCCGCCACAAACCAUAUCACCUCUACUACGUCGACCACCCUUUCACCGGCUGACUUGGAUCACUCCUCCGCCUCCCCCUCCGAUUUGACACAACAUCCUGCAGCGGUGUUGUGUGACCUGCAGUGUCAAUCGGAGGCCCGGCCUUGGAUGACCUCGACCUCAGCCACCUCAACAUACCUCUCCUUCAUGAACAUGAUCAUGUUCACCCUCCCCCUCUAUCAGACGCUGACCUCAGCCGCUUAUUCGACGCUGAUUCAGCCAGCGAGCCUGAUCUUUCUUUCCUUGAAGACGGGUUCUCCCUUGAACUUCUCCCCGGCUCAGAUCUCGGCCCUUUUGCCUUUGAUUCUCUGGUUGAUCUCGGCCCCGACGACGACAACCAACAACACCUCCAGCAGAAACUCGACGACUCGAUCGGUUUUCCGGAGCAGACUCCUCUCCCGGCUUCUAGCUUGCAGCCCAGCUUUGGCGCGUCCUUUGAGAGAUGCGACGAGCAGGGAAUUGCAGCUGGUGCUCAGUGAGAGUGCAAUGCUCGGAUCUUCUCGGUCAGGUCAGUCGACCGUUCAGUUGGAGUCGCGGCAACGAUGGGAAUCAUUGGUCACCAUCCUUUUUGCGAUUGAUCGGGCAGGGAAGACGGGAGCAGCAGCAUCGUCAUCAUCAUUAUCAUCAUCAUUUAGAGGGAGGAACAGCGGCAGGUCGCUUAGAGACCGGCCAAGGAAGGUUAUUGGGGUCAACAAACAGUCGCCGACGAAGCGAGGCUCUUUCUCUUCUCGGUCGCGGUCACGGCGUUCAGGGUGCAUGGAGUACUAA
Messenger RNA from Nannizzia gypsea CBS 118893, 1467 nucleotides. Its product is annotated as transcriptional activator hacA. Gene Ontology annotation, molecular function: DNA-binding transcription factor activity, RNA polymerase II-specific. Lineage: Eukaryota; Fungi; Ascomycota; Eurotiomycetes; Onygenales; Arthrodermataceae. The coding region runs from base 1 to 1467 and encodes 488 amino acids. Gene Ontology annotation, biological process: positive regulation of transcription by RNA polymerase II. The transcript is spliced from 2 exons. The record is from RefSeq and is a predicted model, not a curated record.